Trichoderma aggressivum f. europaeum is the source of this 750-nucleotide messenger RNA. RefSeq lists its product as uncharacterized. NCBI's taxonomy places the organism in Eukaryota, Fungi, Ascomycota, Sordariomycetes, Hypocreales, Hypocreaceae. The transcript has a single exon. Bases 1 to 750 code for a protein of 249 amino acids. The record is from RefSeq and is a predicted model, not a curated record.
AUGCCUCUCUCCAACAAAAAGCACAACGCCGCCGUGGCCGCAGAGCACCAAAACCUCGCUGCCUCCGGCGCCCUCGGCGGAGCCCCGGCAAACAUGAACGCAAACCUCCCCGGCCCGGCCCCGUACACUGCCGGUCCGCACCGGCACGACAUCAUGAACAAGCUCGAUCCCACCGUCGACAGCGGCACCGGCGGGAUGCAGGUUCUCACCUCGGGCGCCCACAACAACAACACCGCCGCGGCCGGCUUCCCGGGCCAGCCUGUCGGAGGACAGAUGCCCGCCGGGGGCGGCGUCAUGGGCAGCAACAACCCGUACGGCGCCCAGCACAACUCCCGCAUGGCGAAUGCGCUGGACCCUCGCGUCGACUUCGCCCAGGGCCAGGCCGGAGGUGCAAACUACUACACAAAGGGCACAAACGUCGUCCCGGGAUCGGCCGCCCAGCCUCGGAAUAUCCCCGAGGGCACCUACGGCCCUCACAACUCCCGCCUCGCCAAUGCUGCGGAUCCACGAGUCGACUCCGACGCAGACCGCCAUCGGGCGAGAGGAGUCGGCGCCGGAGUCGGGCCUGGAGGAGCUGGAGCCGGAGCCGGAGCACAGACAAAUGCCAGACCGGUCUUCCCAGCUGGCGUGGCUGGACCGGCUCCCACGACGGCAGGGCCUCAUCGACAUGACAUUCUGAACAAGCUUGAUCCGAGCGUGGACAGCCGAUCUGCCACCAACGUUGAUGCGACAGGCCGCAGACUUGUCUAA